Molecule: messenger RNA, 1818 nt
Organism: Candidula unifasciata
Lineage: Eukaryota; Metazoa; Mollusca; Gastropoda; Stylommatophora; Geomitridae
Source: the annotation of a GenBank genome assembly
AUGUUCGAGAAUAUUCCACUCAUCAACAUACAACAUACAGUGAAGCCCCAUCCUUAUUUGUCAUCAAACAUUUUUCUCUUCACUAGAUUCUUUAAUUCAUUCAUCAUUCAUUCAUUGUUCUGUUUUGCUGUUAUACAUCACAUAGGGCUUGCAGAUGAAACUGGCACCUUCCUAGUCAACACUGAAUUUACCGAAGACGGAACAAUAACUAUUGCUGUUAAUGGGCCAACAAAAAGUUAUACUUUCGCUAUUCUUCAAUUUGUUGCCUGCAUUACAGAUAUCCCAUUCUGCAGAUUGAAUGAUCUCAGAGAGAUUAAGGAUCAAGUGCAUCAUUUGCCAACUGGCUUUGUAUUAGGUUAUCUGAAUAAUAAUGAAGGGGAACCCGUUUACUAUGGAGAAAAUGGAGAUUUUCUUGAAAAUCAAGCUGUUGUCUACGGUUUUUGCCAUAUCUGUGUGUGCGAUAAAAAACAUCUUGUGUGUAACAAGACAAGCAACUGUGAAGUCUGCCCAAAGCCCAUAGAGCAAGUUUGCACUGGAAACUGCAGUAAGGCAACACUCACUAACAAAUAUGAUAAGGAUGGUUUACCACCUGACUGCGAAACCUCACCAGAUUCCUGUGUUCCUGAAACUUGCACAACACCAGUGCAGUGCCCUGGUGAAUGGUCACCUUGGGGUGAAUGCAAAGAUGACUGCAGUAGGUAUCGUAACCGCUCAUGUGAUGACUGUCCAGAAUUCUGCACUGCAUCCAAUUUUUCAACUCAUGAGUGGGAACCAUGUGGUCAAUGUGUAUCAACUACUACCCCAUAUCAGUGUCAGGAGAAUGAAGUUUAUGAAAAAUGCGUGACAAAUCAAAUUAAAUGUGGACAACCCUGUGAAGCCCAAAUGAAAAAUGCAUCAUGUGACAGGACUUCUGAUGACACUUCAUGUCAAAGUAGUGGCUGUAUAUGCAAACCUUAUUUCAAGAGGGAUCCUUCAGGCAAAUGUAUCCCGGUAGGUCAAUGUGAUUGCUGGCAUCAAGAUGGUACCCCAAUGCCGCAAGGGUAUACCUUUAACUUGAGUAAAUGCUGCGAAUUUGAAGUUUCUAACUGGACGGAGUGUUCCAAAACAUGUGGAGGUGGAAUCAGGCGGAGAAUAAGAAACAAAUUUGGUCCUGGAACUGGUCCAGAAUGCGAAUAUGAACCUGUAGAUACUGAGGAAUGUAACACAGAGAAAUGCCCAUGUCUUUUCGAAGGAGAGAACUUUGACCAUGAUGAAAAGUUUGGUGAUGAGUGCCGUACAUGUAAAUGCUAUGAUGGCCAGGUCACAUGCUCGAACAUAACAAUGGAAGGUAUUAUAACAAAUAAGGAUUGCACAGAGGAAUGUUACUGUAAAAAUGGAAAGAAAGAAUGUAUUGCUCUUAACCAAACAAAGCAAUGCCUGGAAGCCUUCGAAAAUUGCAACAAUGAAACACAUAUGAGCAUACCCACUGAUGAUAAGUGCUGUCCAGCAUGUGUGGAGAAACCUAAGAUUUGUCGCCCUGAAACUGUUUCAAAUGAAGUACUGAGAGUUAAUACAUCAGAUGGUGGAGAGUGUGUAUCUGAACCUGUUCAGAUUCGACAAUGUGUUGGCUCCUGUGGCACAAGUACAGAGACUGCUGUGUCAAACACUUACAAUACAAAAGCCCACAGAUUUGAACUUUUCACCCAGUCAAACUGCGCAUGUUGCAAGGCUGCUGUCCGACAGAAAUUUAUCGAAUUUUCAUGCCCAAAUGAUCAGUCUAAGAUAAAGAUUGAAAUCGAUUAUAUUGCCAGCUGUAGCUGUGAGAAAUGCGGAGGUUAG